GAUGCCGAUGAUUUGGAGCCCGUGGUCGAUCAUUCCAAGAUCAUUCCGCGCUAUCGUAGCCGAUGCGGGGAACAAUUGGCACCGAAAACCGACAAGGACGGUUAUUGUACAAAGUGCAGAACGACGGACAGUAUGCUUACCCAUGACUGUCUAAGACGCUUAUGUUCGAUGUUCGCUUACUCGACAGGCUAUACUAUGGUCAGAUACGAAGCCGUUGCCUUUCAAACCAGAAUUUUCAAGUCACACUGUAACGCGCUCAGGCUCUGAGGCGCGUGUAACGGAGGCAAUACGGAGGAGCAGCAAAUUGAUCAAAAACGAGACCAAUGUGUACAGGGUCAACUCAACAUGUUGCAUUCAUGCUGUACGCAGAUCUUGGAUUGCAGUCGUGCCUCGCAAAUGCGACACUACUGGAUCUCGGGCACGGUACACCAUGACGCAACAAACACGAGGCUACUCACCGCUCGACCGGGCACUACCCUAGCUACCGUGAUAUGAACUCUGGAUUGCUCGCUUUGGCUGCACCAGCGAACUCGACUGUUUCACCGGGGUGCCUUAACUCGACUCAGCAUGACGCUGAGCCACAACUCACGACCACGAACGCCAUGGCCAAGCUGACCACGAUCAAGGGCCCGUCGAUCCACCUCAUCCAAUAUCUCAGCGACACCCCUCCAUACAACACCCUCGAGGGCCUCGCCGCCUGGGCGGCCUCCCUCGGUAUCAAAGCGCUGCAAGUCCCCGUCGACGCGCGACUUGUCGACAUCCACCGCGCGGCGGAGGACCAGGCGUACUGCGAUGCGCUCAAAGCGACCGUUGCGAAACACGGCGUCGAGAUCUCCGAGCUUUCGACCCAUUUUGCAGGGCAGCUCAUCGCCGUGCACCCCGCGUACGAUGUCCUUUUCGACGGGUUCGCGCCCCCGCAGUUCCGCGGUGACUCCGCCGCGCGUGAACAGUGGGCACGGAGGGUCCUCUUCGACUCGGCCAAGGCGUCGAAGAGGCUCGGGCUGAAGGCGCACGCGACGUUCUCGGGCGCACUGGCGUGGCCGUACUUCUAUCCCUGGCCUCAGCGUCCCGCGGGGCUGGUCGACACUGCGUUCGCAGAGCUGGGCAAGCGAUGGCUCCCGAUCCUCGACGCGUUCGACGAGGCGGGCGUAGACGUGUGCUACGAGAUCCAUCCGGGCGAGGACCUGCACGACGGCGUGACGUUUGAGCGGUUCCUAUCGCACGUCAACAACCACCCGCGCGCGAGCAUCCUCUACGACCCAUCGCACUUUCUGCUGCAGCAGCUCGACUACCUCGCUUUCAUCGACAUCUACCACGAGCGCAUCAAGGUCGUGCACGUGAAGGACGCGGAGUUCGUGCCGGACGGGCGGCAGGGCGUGUAUGGCGGGUACACGGACUGGGUGGACCGCGCGGGCCACUUCAGGGCGCUAGGCGACGGCCAGGUGGACUUCAAGGGCAUCUUCACGCGCCUGGCGAAGUACGGGUACCAGGGAUGGGCGGUGUUGGAGACGGAGUGUGCCUUCAAGCACCCGGAGGACUGCGCGAAGGAGGGCGCGGCGUUCAUCAAGAAUCAUAUUAUACGGGUGUCGGAUGGGACAUUCGAUGAUUUUGCUGGGAGCGGGGUGGGUCCUGAUGGUCUGAAGAAGAUACUGGGGAUCGAGUGAAGACUUUUCAUUGCUUUCCGGAUGAUACUUAUUACGUUGUAAUCAACGGCUCGCGGGAUGGUUUUGACUAUUUACGGAGGCAUACCGAUGAUUGUAGCUCUGCAAGAUGUGCCGGUGAGCUGCCUCAUCAUAGGGUUUUUUGUGUCGAGUCCCUUCAUUGUCCGCGAGGGCCGAGCCCUAUGUAGACAGUACUCUAGCAAUACGUGAUAAGUGCAGGUUCGCGUCGUCGAGGUCAGCCUGAGUAUGCAUCAUCAUAGGUUGCACACAACUUACGUGUUUCUUCGCUCGCAGUGAUGGGACACGUCUACGGAUCAACGCCGCCGGGCGACGGUAAGGACGACCUGCAACUGGCCCAUAAUUCUUGAUUUUUGCUUGAAUUUCUGCAUUCCACUGCCCAUCGGCGUCCAAGUUCUGCUAGAAUCGGU
Messenger RNA from Fomitopsis serialis, 2089 nucleotides. Its product is annotated as sugar phosphate isomerase/epimerase. The transcript is spliced from 2 exons. The record is from RefSeq and is a predicted model, not a curated record. Bases 492 to 1664 code for a protein of 390 amino acids. Lineage: Eukaryota; Fungi; Basidiomycota; Agaricomycetes; Polyporales; Fomitopsidaceae.